Messenger RNA from Trichosurus vulpecula (common brushtail), 2772 nucleotides. RefSeq names its product zinc finger protein 160-like. Gene Ontology annotation, biological process: regulation of transcription by RNA polymerase II. The coding region runs from base 132 to 2297 and encodes 721 amino acids. Gene Ontology annotation, molecular function: DNA-binding transcription activator activity, RNA polymerase II-specific; RNA polymerase II cis-regulatory region sequence-specific DNA binding. The transcript is spliced from 6 exons. Gene Ontology annotation, cellular component: nucleus. NCBI's taxonomy places the organism in Eukaryota, Metazoa, Chordata, Mammalia, Diprotodontia, Phalangeridae. The record is from RefSeq and is a predicted model, not a curated record.
GGAAGUUCGCUGCUGGCAGCUGGGAUAAUCUUUGCCCUUGCCGAGUUCUUUGGCACCUCCCCUGUUAUUUGUAGUUCCUUGAGAAUGACUCCAAGAAACCACCUCUCCCAAGACUUUCAGUAGCCUGGUGAAUGAGGGCCACUCAGUGCAGCAGUUUGGAGGCAGGCCAUUUGGUUCUGGGUUCUCAGCACUCUGCUCCAAGACUCCAAGAAAGAAGAAUUAAGGAGAAGGGAAUGACUUCUGUUCUCCUAAUGGCCAGAUCCCAGAUACCACUGACAUUCGAAGAUGUGGCUGUGGACUUCACCUGGGAGGAAUGGGGACUCUUGGAACCUUCUCAGAAGGACAUGUAUUGGGAUGUGAUGCUGGAGAACUAUGAGAACUUUGUCUCCCUUGGAGGCAUUCCUGUUUCCCUACCAGAUGUGAUUUCCCAGAUGGAAAGAAUAGAGGCCCCAUGGAUGGCAGAGGGAGGAGUCCUGAUUAGCACUUUUCUAGAUUCUCCUAAUCAGAAGACAAGAUGUGAAACCAAGGAAUCAGCUGUAAAGCAGAAUAUUUUUAUGGGACAGUCAUUGAAAGAGAGAUUCAUAAAGGAAGGUCCCUGGCAUUCCACAUUGGGAGAAACUUGGGAUUGUGAUGUCAGGUUAGAAAAGCAGAAAGAAAAUCAAGAAACACAGUCUCAGGAGGUAAUAUUCACUAAUGAAUCUGUUAGUGAAUGUAAUAUAUUUAGGAGAAAGCUCAACCUGGGGUCAGUCAUUAUUCCACAACAGAGAGUUCAUAUGGGAGAAAAUCUUCCUAGAUACAGUACCCUUGGAAAGAGUUUGAAGCAGUUUUUUGACCCACUUAAACCUAAGAGAAUCUCCAUUGGGAAGAAACUCAAGUAUAAGAAAUGCAGAAAACCCUUCAGUUACCAAUCAGACCUUAUUCUUUACCAUAGAACCCAUCCUCGAGGGAAACCCUAUAAAUGUAAUGAAUGUAACAAAUCCUUCAGCAAGAAAGAAAGCCUUAAUGCACAUAAAUUAAUUCAUACUGGAGAGAAACGGUUUGAAUGUAGUACCUGUGGGAGAGGCUUCAGAUACCAUUCAUCCCUUAAACAACAUCAGAUAAUUCAUACUGGUGAGAAACCUUAUAAAUGCAAUGAAUGUGGAAAAGGCUUUAGCCGGAGGGGAAUCCUUAAGACACAUAAAUUAAUUCAUACUAGAGAAAAACACCUGAAAUGUAAUGUAUGUGGAAAAGGCUUCAGGUACCCUACAUCCCUUAGGGUACAUAAGAAAAUGCAUACUGGAGAGAAACCACAUAUAUGUAAUGAAUGUGGGAAAGCAUUCAUCCUGAAGGGAAACUUUAUAAACCAUAAGAGAUUUCAUUCAGGUGAGAUGCCUUUUGAAUGUAAUGAAUGUGGGAAAGCCUUCAUGCUAAGGAGAGAUUUUAAUAAACACAAGAGAAUUCAUACUGGUGAGAAACCCUAUAUAUGCAAUGAAUGUGGGAAAGCCUUCAGAUGGAAUGGAAGCCUUAAAUCACAUAAGAGAAUUCAUACUGGAGAGAAACCCUAUGUAUGUAAUGAAUGUGGGAAAGCAUUCACCAAUUAUCAAAGCCUAACUUAUCAUCAGAUAUUUCAUCCUGGAGAGAAAAUUUUUCAGUGUAAUGAAUGUGAGAAAGCAUUUACACAGAGGGCAAACCUUAAUCGACAUAAGAGAAUUCAUACUGGAGAGAAGCCCUAUAUAUGUAAUCAGUGUGGAAAGGCCUUUAUUGUGAUGGGAAACCUUAAAAGACAUAUGAGAAUUCAUACAGGAGAGAAACCCUAUAAAUGUAAUGAUUGUGGAAAAGCUUUCACCAAUCAUCAAAGCCUAAUUCAUCAUCAAACAACUCAUACUGGAGAGAAAACCUUUCAGUGCAAUGAAUGUAAGAAAGUCUUUGCCACAAGAGGAAACCUUAACAUACAUAAGAAAGUUCAUACUGGAGAGAAACCUUAUGUGUGUAAUGAAUGUGGGAAAGCAUUUAACCUCAAGGGAAAUCUGAAUAUACAUAAAAAAAUUCAUACUGGAGAGAAGCCCUUUGAAUGUAGUGAUUGUGGAAAAGCCUUCAGACAGAAUGGAAGUCUUAAAAGACAUAAAAGAAUUCAUACUGGAGAGAAACCCUAUGAAUGUAAUGAAUGUGGAAAAGCCUUUACCAAUCAACAAAGCCUAAUUUACCAUCAAGUAUAUCAUACCAGGGAGAGACCCUUUCAGUGUAAUGAAUGUGGGAAAACCUUCAUCCAGAAAGGAAAACUUAAUAGACAUUCAAGAACUCAUAAGGGAAGUCUUUAACCAGAUGGGAAAAAAGUAAUAUACAUAAAGUAACUCUUACUUGGAAAAACACAUUGAAUUUAAUUAAUAUUGCAAAGCCUCUAGCCAGAAGGGUUAAAUAUAUUUUAAAAUCCAUACUGAAGAGAAACCCUCUAAAUAUAAUUAUGAAAAUCUAAAUUCCCAUUGAUAUUUCAUUGCAGUGAGAAGCUAUCAGUAUGAGAAAUGACUCAUACUGGAGAGAAAACCUUUUAUGCAAUGAAUGUAAGAAAGUUUUGCUGCAAGAGGAAACCUUAAUAUACAUAUAAGAAAGUUCAUGCUGGAGAGAAACCUUAUGUAUGUAAUGAAUAUGGGUAAGCCUUCAAUUGGAAGGGAAACCUUGAUUCAUGUAACAGAAUUCACUCAAUGAGAUGAUCUUUGAAUUUUAGUAAUAUGGGAAGGCUUUCACCAAUAAUCAAAGUUUAACCCAAUAUUAAAUAUUUUUCAUGCUUAAGAGAAA